This is a messenger RNA of Poecilia latipinna (sailfin molly), 1682 nucleotides long. It is a transcript of the gene mtfp1, whose product is annotated as mitochondrial fission process 1. The coding region runs from base 265 to 876 and encodes 203 amino acids. The record is from RefSeq and is a predicted model, not a curated record. NCBI's taxonomy places the organism in Eukaryota, Metazoa, Chordata, Actinopteri, Cyprinodontiformes, Poeciliidae. Gene Ontology annotation, biological process: mitochondrial fission. The transcript has 5 exons. Gene Ontology annotation, cellular component: mitochondrion.
GACAAAAAAAAGAAAGAGCUGGCACAAUAACGACAGAGACAAAACAGAUUAAGAGAGAAUAAUAAUAGUAUGGUAACGCAGCAGUAAAGUAUAACAGCUAAAUCUAAGAUGGGAAGCUGUAUUCUGUCCGAAAAAGACUUCCGUACAUGUUAAGCUGCGAGCGAUACAUUUUAACAAAGGUGUCGUUUAUUUACUGAAAGCAUCCUUCUGGAAACAUCUGUCCUCCAGACUGUCCCCCACCCCUGCAUCGCUUUUCCUGGACGGAUGACAUACCUUGUCGGAUGCUGUGGGAAAGACCGCGCCCCCUUCACGACCCUGCUAGUUCGUCGGAUCCCGUCACGCGUCGUGCAUUUGUGGACAUCAUUCGGGGAUGGAGUAGAGGGAAGUAUGGGUCCAAGCGAAGAAAAAACGGUCGACAUUUAUCGUGACACAUGGGUCCGCUUUUUAGGCUAUGCCAAUGAAGUCGGGGAGGCCUUCCGUGCGCUGGUGCCAGUGAGCUUUGUUUGGGGCAGCUAUGCUGUGGCCACUGCUUAUGUUACCGCAGAUGCAGUGGACAAAGGCAAAAAAGCAGCUGUGGCCCACGGAGACAAUCCAGGGAAGACGACACGAGUGGCAGUAGCGGUCGUGGACACGUUUGUGUGGCAGGCCCUGGCCUCUGUGAUCAUCCCGGGCUUCACCAUUAACCGGGUGUGCGCUGCGUCCCUGUAUCUGCUGGGCAAGUCCACCAAGUGGCCUCUGCCUGUUCGCAAGUGGACCACCACAGCUAUUGGGCUCUCCACCAUCCCCUUCAUCAUCACUCCAAUAGACAGGUCAGUGGAUUUCCUGCUGGACUCGAGCCUUAGGAAGGUCUACAACGAUGGAAAGAAGCACGAAUAAAGAGGAUCAUGCAGACUGGAAGCACACCAGUCUGCAAACUUGCACCAAUUAUGCAGACACUCUGGAAAGCAACCAUGUCAUGGUGGAAGAUUUCAAACUCGCUUAGUGAUAUAACUGUAUUACCAUAAUUUUUAUGACGGAGCCGGAUAUUUAUGUAUAAGGUCAGGUGAUUUAAAGGGAAAUCCUGCUCCAGAGUAGGCUCAGUUUUAACCUCAGGGCAGUGUGGGUUGUAUUACCAAAAAUAAAUCUUAAUGAGAAUGUAGUAAUAUAGAAAUAAUACUACAUCUUCACUUUACCUGCUUGUUUAGCUUAGGUAUAAUAACAAAUUUCUAUAAGACAAGGAAAACUUCAAAUGUUGCCAUCUUUCAAAAGAGAACUGAUAUUUUUUACUGUAGCUUGUGAAGCAGCACUUAAUAACUAAACAUCAAGGUGCAUUUGUAUCAGUGAACUCUUGGUGUGUUAUAAUUAGCCAUAUUCAAAGGCACUGUAGUACAAUGGUAGGUCAAUGAGCCAGGUCACUGUCAAAGUUUUUCCUUUGCUUCUUUUUGAAGAUAAAGGUUUCUGUUACUGAAAAAAAAAACUGCAGCACUUAAGAGAUGUUACUUGGUUCACUUUUUCAAUCUUUUUUUUUCUUUUAAGGUUAAUGAGCUUUCACUGAUAGCCUUCUUUACACAGUAGUUCCAGCUUCUUUGAUUCUAUGCACUAUAAAAUCAGUUUACAUUUAGAAAUGGCAAUUUUAGAUCAUGUAAUACCGUAUACAGUACUGAGUUUUAUAUCUACUGUAGGUAUACUCUGCCUGAGCCAAU